This is a messenger RNA of Phytomonas sp. EM1, 1221 nucleotides long. Lineage: Eukaryota; Euglenozoa; Kinetoplastea; Trypanosomatida; Trypanosomatidae. The record is from the annotation of a GenBank genome assembly.
GUAUUAACAUUUUUGGUGGUCGCGAUCUCAGGAAGUUUUCUUGGGCAUAAGGGUAGGCCAACUUGCUAACCAGUGUGGAUCGAUCUACCUGAGCUACGUAAAGAGGAAAGGGGUGAGUGAAUAGCCUACCUAAAAGGGGUCAUCGGCAUGAGUCUCAACGGAGAACCACUGAACAAGCGAAUCAAGAGCGAAGGGGCCCCUGCGCAGCAGGCGGAUCUCGGCUCCGUAUUGCCGUGGGUGGAAAAGUACCGUCCACGGACCCUGGCCGAGGUGCAAUCCCAAGAUAGUGUAAUCAGUGCCCUACGAAAUUGCUUACAGGAGGGUGCCAUGGUACCCCAUUUUCUAUUCUACGGACCACCAGGGACGGGUAAGACAACUGCGAUUCUCGCCGUCGCAUACGAGCUUUUUGGACCUGAUUACAUAUCCAGUCGUGUGCGGGAGCUAAACGCUUCGGACGAUCGAGGUAUAAGCGUGGUUCGUGAGAAGAUCAAGGUUUUCGCGCAUUCAUCUGUGGGCAACGUCUCUCGCAAAACUGUUCAGUCGGACGGUAAGAUCUAUCCUGUACCUUCUUUCAAACUCAUCAUUUUAGACGAAGCCGAUGCGCUUUUGCCAGACGCGCAAGCCGCCUUGCGUCGAAUGAUGGAGGACUACAGCGACGUGACCCGCUUUUGUAUUUUGUGCAAUUACGUCAGCCGGAUCAUCGACCCCAUCACGAGUCGCUGCGCAAAGUUCCGUUUCCGUCCGUUAGUAAAGGAAACCCUCUACGCCCGCAUCCGGCAGGUCGCUGCGGCGGAGGGCAUCACGCUCUCGGACUUCUCGCUCGAGGCCCUUGACAAGGUGAGCGACGGGGAUAUGCGAACUGCGAUUAUGUACCUACAGUCCGCCCACAAAGCGCACGGCCUAGAUCUGACAAAGGAGGACUUUGUGUCUAGCUCAGGUGCCUUGCCACCGGAGGUCUUCAAGCCAUACGUCGAGGCCCUCGUCCGCAAGGAUAGGGAUGGUAUGGUACAUCAAACCAGUGGCGUCGUUUCACAGGGCUUCGCUGCUGCGCAGGUACUAGCUCAGCUCCAUCGCUAUCUUGUCGGCCGAGAAUGCCCCUUCAAUUCGAUACAGCGCGGGAAUAUAAUGUUGAAGCUUUGUGAGGUUGAAAAGCGCCUUUCAGAUGGCUGCAAUGACUACUUGCAGCUUUUAGAUAUCGGUAAUGCCAUAUGCACUUUAUAG